Messenger RNA from Menidia menidia (Atlantic silverside), 1445 nucleotides. The record is from the annotation of a GenBank genome assembly. Lineage: Eukaryota; Metazoa; Chordata; Actinopteri; Atheriniformes; Atherinopsidae.
UUGAUUGUCUCUGUGUUCUCUCUGCAGGUCUCUCUGGCUGUUCUGGUCCUUCUCUCUGCGGUACUCCGCGGUGCCACAGCGGAAGAUUCCGUGCCCACUUACCAGCGGGUUGACCCGGUUACCGGUCAAACUCUCACUUGUGAAAAAUGUCCACCGGGUUAUCACAUGGACGCUCAUUGCACCGUGACCUCCGCCACGAAGUGCUCACCGUGCAGAAGUGGACACUACACUGAGCUGUGGAAUUACCUGCCCAGGUGUCUGUACUGCAGCAAUUUCUGCUCACACAACCAGGAGGUGGAGAGGGAGUGCUCCCCGAUCAACAACUCGGUCUGUAGAUGCAAACAGGGCUUCUACUGGGUGGAUGACUUCUGCACCAGACACUCCCCGUGCGGGCCCGGGCACGGUGUUCAAACCACAGGUACGUCGCAAAGUGACACUGUUUGCGAAAAGUGCCCUAAGGGCUACUUUUCGAGCUCGUCCUCUGCCACGGAUCCGUGCGUAAAACAUCACCAGUGCGCAAACGGGGAGGUUUUGCUCCUGCCUGGUUCAGCAUACGAAGACAAUGUGUGUGGCUCCAGCGAGGACAUUGAUGAAGGUCAGAGACUCAGGGUCGUCCUUUCUGCAUUCUUUAACUCUCCGAGGAAUCGGGUCAGACAACUGAGGAGAUUUGUAAGCAGGAUCAUCCGCAAGACAGGGCACGAGUGUUGCACGACUGUCCCCAAAGAGAGAGGCCCCCUGCUGGACCAGAUCAGGGCCUGGCUGUCCCAGGCUCCAGCAGAGCACCUGAGACAACUGCCCAAAAAGCUAAGGGAUUCCCACCUCACCUCCAUGGCAGACAAAGUGGACGAGAUACUCCGUAGAGACUAAUUCCAGCUUAGCUAAAUAAAUAGAUAAAAUAAAAAAACACAAAAAAACAACAACUCCAGCUUAGCUUUAGCAGAGGACAACAUGGAGCCAACAUCCAAAUUGUAUAAUUAUGAAACAACCCUUACCUAUGAAACAUAUGCAUCACUCCAACUUUGUCCGUUUAUUUCAGUUCAGCAGGAAAGCUGAUAUUUUUGUUUUCACUUAAUAUGACGCUGUGCGUCAUCAUUCAUGGUUAACAUGACCAUUGUUUCGUUGGUUUCUGUUGCAAUCGAAUUAUAAUUUAUUUAGCUGGCUAAAAAGUAAUGAAGUAGGUGUGGAACUAUAUUGUAUGUUUUUUCUUUGUGUUGUUUUUCUUUUUGUUAGCAGGAUUUUAGUUUUCUUUUUCAAAAGAGGAUGUAUCUUUAUAAAUAUGCUAAUGUUCAACGUGACAUUGAGAUUUAAAAUAUGAUAUUUGUAGUUACAUAGGCAGUGUUUGACAUAGACAUUAACUUUAGAAAAUUAUUUUAAUUGAUGAAUGUAAAACUCUGAAAUGAUUGAAAACUGAAAAUGUGCAGCAGCAAAAUAAAAUGUAUGUCAAC